GACCUGCCAGAGUAUUAAAGCUCAAGGCCAAUCCUCUAGCCGUGCAGUUCCUCACAUGCUCAUUGUUUGAUCGGAUCUCUGUUGCUGUAUCACUGACCAUCAUUCAACAGCAACAGGCAAAAUGAAGAAAAUCUACAAUGUCUACUUCCUGUGUGGCUUUGCCACAUUGGGUGGUGGUUUGUUUGGUUUUGAUAUCUCCUCCAUGAGUGGUGUUUUGGGAACUGCUGCGUAUACCAACUACUUUCAGGUAGGUAGCGGCCAGUAUAAGCAGGGCAGUAUUACCUGCGCAAUGCCAUUUGGCUCGCUUGUAGGGGCACUGUGUUCCAGCUUUAUCGCCGAUAAGUACUCGCGUGUGACGGCCAUCCAGUGUUCUUCCAUCCUAUGGAUUAUUGGAUCUGCUUUCAUGUGUGCAUCGAAUGGAAUCCCUCUCUUGGUCGUAGGUCGUGUCGUCGCCGGCGGCUGUGUCGGUAUCGCGUCAGCCAUGGUCCCAGUCUAUCAGGCUGAAAUCGCGCCCAAGGAAAUCCGAGGACGAGUUAUUUCGCUGCAGCAAUGGGCGAUCACCUGGGGUAUCUUGAUCCAGUAUUUCAUCCAAUAUGGUGCCAGCAACAUCGACGGCGGCCCAGACAACCCCCACCAGAGUACCGCCGCCUUCCGCAUCCCCUGGGGAAUCCAAAUGGUACCUGGCGUCAUCCUCUUCUUUGGCAUGUUCCUCUUCCCCAAGUCUCCUCGUUGGCUCGCUAGCAAGGACCGCUGGGAAGAAGCCCUCCACGUGCUCGCGCGGCUCCACGGUAAAGGAGACGUGAACCAUCCCAAAGUCCUCGCCGAAUACAAGGAAAUCCAAGAAGCCUUGGCGCUGGAGCGCGAACAAUCCUCCACUAGCUUCGCCGAGCUCGUCAAGCCCCGCAUCUUCAAGCGUGUCAUCCUCGGCAUGAGUCUGCAGAUGUGGUCGCAGCUCUGCGGCAUGAAUGUAAUGAUGUAUUACAUCGUGUAUAUCAUGCAAGCUACGGGUACCGGCUCACCCCUGUUGACCGCGUCGAUCCAAUAUAUUCUCAACACGGCCCUGACAUUGCCCGCCAUCAUAUACCUCGACAGGUUUGGUCGUCGCCCAGCUAUUCUCAUCGGCUUCUUCCUCCAGGCCAUCUUCCUCUACCUGGAAGGAGGACUACAGGCCGGGUUCGGGGCUCCAAACCCUCACACAGACCCCAAGCUCGAUGCCAUCUCUUGGACCGUGGCCGCCCAUCCUGCCGUUGGAAAGGCGAUCAUCGCGCUCUCCUACCUCUUCGUCUGUUCCUUCGCGACAACAAUUGGCCCCACCUCCUGGACCUACCCAGCUGAAAUCUACCCGGCAAAGGUCCGCGCCAAAGCCGUCUCCCUCGCGACCGCCUCAAACUGGAUCUGGAAUUGUCUCCUCGCCCUCUUCGUUCCGCCAUUGCUCUGGUCCAUCAACUGGAAGAUGUACAUGAUUUUCGCAGCCUUCAAUACCGCAGCAUUCAUCCACAUGUUCCUCACCGCGCCGGAAACCAAAGGCUACACCCUCGAAGAAAUGGACGACGUGUUCGACAGCGGUAUUCCCGCCUGGCGCAAGCUCAACAAACGCAGCCGAAUGGAUGAGCUCGAACGAGAAAUCACAGAAGGAAACCUUAAGAUCGCGUCCACGAAUGAUCAUACCGGCGUGGCGGUCACCCGCGAGACUCCUGAGAAAUUGGCGUAAUGAAUGGUCGGUUAUGAUAUGAGUGGAGAGAGGUAUAGUUUCGUCCGAUUACCUCCUAGACUGGGGUCCUUGUCUGCAAUACAGAGAUGGAUGGAUGUAUGGCACAGACGGGCUGUGUGGAGUGAUUGGAUUUGGUUUUGUGGGGGGGUGAUA
This is a messenger RNA of Aspergillus alliaceus, 1864 nucleotides long. Its product is annotated as sugar porter family MFS transporter. The record is from RefSeq and is a predicted model, not a curated record. Gene Ontology annotation, molecular function: carbohydrate:proton symporter activity. Gene Ontology annotation, cellular component: membrane. Gene Ontology annotation, biological process: transmembrane transport; carbohydrate transport. Lineage: Eukaryota; Fungi; Ascomycota; Eurotiomycetes; Eurotiales; Aspergillaceae. The transcript is spliced from 7 exons. The coding region runs from base 122 to 1711 and encodes 529 amino acids.